Trichophyton verrucosum HKI 0517 is the source of this 987-nucleotide messenger RNA. RefSeq lists its product as uncharacterized. The coding region runs from base 1 to 987 and encodes 328 amino acids. Lineage: Eukaryota; Fungi; Ascomycota; Eurotiomycetes; Onygenales; Arthrodermataceae. The transcript is spliced from 2 exons. The record is from RefSeq and is a predicted model, not a curated record.
AUGCAAACUUCUAGAGCUAAGAUCCAACCAUCCGAGUCAAAACCAGACCGUGUCACUGUCAUGACAAUGCUAACCAGGCCUGCUCUCGUUAAGCAUGUCCAAUUCACGGCUAGGCAGUUGAUGUACAGGGGUACAUCAAGCAGCUCUCUGCAAGUCCACCAUUUCUUUGAGCAUUGUGAAUACAUGGCUGAAAGAGGGUAUAUAUUGGUGGAGGUUAUCAGGCCAUAUAUAACGCGCCUGAGGAUUACACCCCUAGAAAUGGAGGAGAUAAAGAAUUUAUUUUACCCCUUGAACCCGCCAUGCCGUGUUCGCACACGGCCGAUGGAAGUGCUAUGUGUUGGGCCUUCUCGGAGUGGCACCUGGUCCCUUCGGACAGCAUUAAUACACCUUGGCUAUGUGCAUACCUACCAUGGAUAUGACGUUGUUAUGAAUCCCCCAGACGAUAAAGCAUGGUACCUCCUUCAUCGUCAGAGACUGAAGCACAAUGCAAGCCAUCCUAAUUCGGCACAGCUCUCUAUUACCGCUGCAGAUUUUGACAGAGUGGUGGGCCAUUGUGCCGCCAUGACGGACCAUGCUGCCGCGGUCUUCGCUGCUGAGCUUAUAGCAGCAUACCCCAAGGCAAAAGUUAUUCUGAACACAAGACGCGAUGUCAGAGCAUGGCAUAGGAGCGUGAAGAACACAAUUAUCGUGCACUCAAAGGACUGGAUGUUUUGGCUGAAAAGUUUCUUCCAUGCUGAGCUCUUCUGGGCCCAGCAAGGUUAUUAUCGAGGUACCCUGAACUGGUUUUACCGAGGCGAUUUUCAAAAAAAUUCCAUCAACGUUUUGAUGGAGCACUGCGAGCGGGUACGGAGUCUCGUACCCAAGGAUCAGCUGCUGGAAUGGGAUGUUGAGGACGGAUGGGAGCCACUGUGCAAGUUUCUCGGCAAGGAAAUCCCAGACAUUCCCUUUCCCAGGACCAACCUCCAUAUCGUUCUUCAAGAGGUGUGA